Messenger RNA from Paralichthys olivaceus (Japanese flounder), 3555 nucleotides. RefSeq names its product WASP family member 1 (gene wasf1). Lineage: Eukaryota; Metazoa; Chordata; Actinopteri; Pleuronectiformes; Paralichthyidae. Gene Ontology annotation, cellular component: SCAR complex; lamellipodium; cytoskeleton. The record is from RefSeq and is a predicted model, not a curated record. Gene Ontology annotation, molecular function: actin binding; Arp2/3 complex binding; protein kinase A regulatory subunit binding. Gene Ontology annotation, biological process: positive regulation of Arp2/3 complex-mediated actin nucleation; actin cytoskeleton organization.
CUCCUCUCCUCUCGCGCCCCCAACAAUAGAGUGCUCUUGGCAUCGCUGGAGCGGAUUUAACGCCGGAUUCCACCCGCGUUUCUCCGGAGCGUCCCUUCGGAAACACAGAGUCCCCGGGUCGCUCUCCUCUUCCAGCAGCAGGACUUCAUCUGAUGUCAGAGACCCGAACAAACAUGGAGCCGAGCCGGGGAUUUAAAGCCUUGGAUACGGGGGCAUGCUCUGCAGCUCAGUGAGGAUGGACGGACAGUAAAGAGGAAUAAUUUUUAACAAACAUAUCAGUUAGUGGUGUUGCAGCAGAAGGAUGCCGCUGGUGAAGCGCACCAUCGAGCCCAGGCACCUGUGCCACACGGUGCUGCCGAGGAACAUCAAGAAUGAGCUGGAGUGUGUGACUAACAUCUCCUUGGCCAACGUCAUCCGCCAGCUCAGCAGCCUCAGUAAAUAUGCAGAAGACCUGUUUGGAGAGCUCUUCAACGAGGCCCACUCCUUCUCUUUCCGGGUCAACUCCCUGCAAGAGCGCGUGGACCGCCUUUCCAUCAGUGUCACACAGCUUGACCCCAAAGAGGAGGAAUUGUCUCUUCAGGACAUCACCAUGAGAAAGGCAUUCAGGAGUUCCACUAUUCAGGACCAGCAGCUUUUCGACCGCACGUCACUGCCCAUCCCUCUGCAGGAGACCUUCGAGACCUGCGAGCAGCCGCCACCCCUCAACAUCCUCACGCCCUACAGGGACGACGGGAAGGAGGGCCUGAAGUUCUACACCAAUCCAUCCUACUUCUUUGACCUGUGGAGAGAAAAGAUGCUGCAGGACACAGAGGACAAGCGGAAGGAGAGGAGGAAACAGAAGCUGGAAAUGCCUUAUCUUGUGUGUCCCAAGGGUUUUAUAAGAGUCCUCUCUGAAACCCCUCCUCCCCUCCUCAAUACCCCAGAGUUGCAGGAUCCCCGCAUGUAUGAUCAGGUCUAUAGGUACUUAGACCUUCCAGGGCAGAUGAAGGCAAUAGACCGUCCGCAGGAGCCAGAGAAGAUACCACGGGCGCCGCACGACCGUAAAAAGGAGUGGCAGAAACUGGCGCUGGGUGCGGAGCUGGCGCAGGACAUUCCUGAAGACAAACACAGAGAAGCGAACGGAUCUGCAGGUUACCAUAACAACAGGGCUCCUCUGUACAUGGAGCACAUGGACGGGCCCUUUUCGCUGGCGGCGCUGCCCUACAUCCAGAUGAACGAGCUGCUGAACCGCACCGGGGACAGAAUGUAUUCACGGCCCCACGACCCUCCACCGCCACCUCCUCCCAUGCACCCACUGGGAGAGAUAAAGCCACCCUCUGUGAUCAGCUCCAGUUCCGGUUUUUCCGACAGCAGACCUCAGUCUCCGGCACGAACAGCAGGAUUCAACUCCAACACUCCUCCUCCUCCGCCUCCACCUCUUCCCCCUCCGCCUCCGCCCUUACCCUCCUCAGGCCUGCGGGGCACCCCUCCUCCUCCCAUUCCACCUCUACCAGUCCAGCAGCCCCAGGCGAUCCCACCUGCCCCUGCUCCCCUCCAGAUUGCUCCGGGGGUGCUCCACCCGGCGCCUCCGCCCGUGGCGCCUCCACUCCACUCCUCCUCCCCGGCCCGUCUCCAGCAGGUCCUGGACAAGGGCCCACCCAUGAGCUUUGGUACCCAGUCGGAUGGCACCACUCUGCCUCCUCCCCCACCGCCUCCUCCUCUGCCUCUCCCCGGAGCGCGGAGCUCCUCCCCCUGUCUGUCAGGCCCGCCACCAGUGCCGGCCUUCCCCUCAGCAGGAGCCAUGGCCUCACCCCACAGCCUCCACGAUGUGGGGUCCAAGAGGCACCAUCCAGCCAAUCUACCGCCCAUCAGCGAUGCACGCAGUGUCCUGUUGGAAGCCAUCAGAAAAGGCAUACAGCUGCGAAAAGUGGAGGAGCAGCGAGAGCAAGAGGCUAAACACGAGCGAGUCGGCAACGACGUGGCCACCAUCCUGUCACGGCGCAUUGCUGUGGAGUACUCCGACUCAGAGGACGAGUCCGAGUUUGACGAAGGAGACUGGAUGGAGUAAUGAUCGUCAGGGAGAUGGGGAAAAAAUGAAAAGCAGCGGUGGCAGGAGAGGACAAAAUUGUUCAGGUGCACCCACCUCCAAAAACCCUGCACCCCACACCUCACCGUCAGAGUCCUUACCACUCCCGAAAGAAGAGGAACGUCGUUGUUGCCCAUUUAUCCUCUGUCGAAGUUUUUUAUCUCUCGUCUCGUUGUGGAUUGUGUUUGGAGGACAGUCUCCACAUCACCCUCGUCCGUGUUCUCGUGUUCCAAGAGAGAUUAUUUUGCAUUCAUUCUUUUCUGCACUACAGGACCUUUUUUCAGCUGGAUUUCUCCAUGUUUACUAUUGUUAUACAUGAAAAUGACUUUUUUGAAGAACCACUUGUUUUUAUUUCUUAUCUGUACAUCGAUUAAAAAAAAAUGAAAAAAAUGAAGGCAAGUUCUCCCAUACAGUUUUGCCGCCUGGUGGCUGAACACGGCAUUGAAUGACUUCUGUUUUAGCUUCUUUUAUUCACCUUUUCCUGCUGAAACGUUUGCGGUUGAUAGGCCAGUAGUUUGCCGACACUGACCACUACACCAGUGGUCGCUCAGUGUGAACACAAGCUGGGUUGUCUUUUGUUUUCUCUUGUUAUCAGGACUGGUUUCACCACAAAGAACAAGCAAAAGAUUGUGCUGGUAUGUCAAAGGUCAUGGGAGGAUUGUUUGGGGAAGUAAAUAUAUGUCUUCGGCAACGUGUGCAUAUCCAUCCACUUACAUCGAAACAUCACCCCAGGGAAAUAAAUGCCAAGAGAUUGAGCUUUUUUUUUUGUCUGUCCAGGUUCUGAGGAGCCAUGUUUGCUCAUGUUGACAGAUAGCAAUGUCUAUAAAAAACACUGAGCCAUCAGUUUGUAAGAAAGGAGCCUCAAAUCCUUCUCUUGCGUUAUUCGCCACACAUACGGACACUGGAAGUGAUGAGAUGCUGUAGUUGUACAUCAGAGUUCCUGCCUCUCUUAUUGUUCCAGGUGAAUAUUCAGUGUGCAGAGGAAAAAUCCUGAGAAGGUACCCACAAACCACUCGAUACCACCAAAGGCAGCUUUUUCCUCAGAUCCCCCCUUUACUGUGGACCCGCCCACUAUCGAGAAGCCUUACCUCGUUCAGUCCCGCAGCAGCAACUGUUGUUCAGAAGAAGAAAUUAGGCACGAUCGCUCCCUCUUCAGGCCUAAAGGAGGAGGACAGGUCAUGCCUUGUUGUGGCUCAUUUCAAAGCAAAUGUCUGCCAUCUUUUUCCGUUCGUUUGUUCGUUCUUUCUUCUACUUGCCUUAUUGUUCGUACAAAACGUAUCGUUGAGUUGAUGAAUGUAUUGUGCUGUUACUACUUACUUGCCUGCGCUUGUAUGGAUUUGCUGUUUCUAUGUUUGGGGGGUGGGGGGGCUAUGGGACCCUGGUUUAAAAAAAAGAAAAAGAUUAGAUCAAUACUGUAAAACAUGUAACUUAUGUAACUGUUGACUGUGACAGUUUGCUUGAAUUAAUAAAAAUCUAAUGUUAUGUUUCAG